UAGACAACAAGCAUGCCGGUAAUAUGCUUUGUGGCCGGCAUCAGAAUUUUGCCAUCGUUCGGUGUGCUGUUUUCUUGUCCACAAAUACCAUAGAAUGGUUCACCAUCAGAUAUUUGAAGCUCACAUUAUGUAAAUGACCAUAACAUUGGUAGAUUAUAUGCAUUCUCUGGAGCCACAUUACUUCACAUGUGCAACAAUCCAAUGCAUAAACAAUAGGGGUGAUGCCGAAUAUUUUAUAAAAGAGAAAUUCCCUAUAAGUAUGCCACAAUAAGUAUUACAGUUUCAUACAUAAUAAAUAACAAUCAGAUAAUUAUCUAAGAUUCUGAGAAUUUGUUAGAAAGAAGGUGUGUCAAUAAAGGAAUUAUUUUAAUACCAGUGGUAUGCUCUUAGUGGUUAGCUUUCCAUCAGAUAGUAUGUACAUAUGUGUCCAAUUUGACCGUGUCCUUCGUAGAAUGUGUAGAAAGAAGUGUGUCAGACAUUUAAGCUUCAGCUAGUUUGAGAAUGCAUGCCCAUUUGGUCAUUCUCUCACAACACUUAUUUCUGUGAUGUAUUGCACCUUGGAUAACAUUCAACUCUUAAAUAUGUGACCUUGGUAUCAAGUUUGAGUGGUUUCUGCAGAAUUAAAGUGUUACCUCAGUAAAAGUUAUAUCAGUGAACUGUAACGUGGUCAGUACAAAGUUCCUUCAUUGCUAUUUUAUGGGGAUACUCAUUGACCCAUCAACAUGAGAAUACCAAAUCAGCGUCACCAUCUCAUCAAGCUCUGUUUCUGCCUUAGAUUCAUUAGGCAGGAUCAUAGUGCUGGUCCAUUAUCAGCAAAAGCUAUAAGGCAGUCUUUUAUAGAUUAUUUUGUGCAAGAUCAUCGCCACACAUUCUUGAGAUCAAGUCCUGUUGUCCCCAUCUGUGAUCCUACUGUAGCUUUUGUUAAUGCUGGAAUGAAUCAGUUCAAAAGUGUGUUUCUUGGAACUAUUCGAGCACCAUGUCUUCGUGCUGCCAACAGCCAGAAGUGUAUAAGAGUUGGAGGAAAGCAUAAUGACUUGGACGUAGUUGGUACUGAUGGCUAUCAUCAUACUUUUUUUGAAAUGCUUGGAAGUUGGUCAUUUGGAGAUUACUUUAAGGAAGAGGCAUGCAAACAGGCCUGGGAUCUGUUGACAGGAAAGUAUGGCUUGAACCCUUCCAGGCUGUAUGUUACAUAUUUUGGAGGUGACUGUGUUUUGGGUUUGGAACCAGACUUGGAGACUAGGGACAUCUGGAGACACAUUGGUGUUUCACAAGAUCGCAUUCUGGCAUUUGGUUCAAAUGACAACUUCUGGGAAAUGGGAGUUACUGGACCUUGUGGUCCAUGUACUGAGAUCCAUGUAGAUCAUAUUCCUGGCCGUCAGUUCGCUGCAGAUAGAGUCAACAGAGGUCACAGUGACCUUACAGAGAUAUGGAAUCUAGUCUUUAUACAGUAUAACAGGAGUGCAGAUGGCAGAUUAAAAGAGCUUCCUUGUCGAUAUGUUGACACUGGAAUGGGACUGGAACGUCUUGUUGCAAUUCUUCAAGGAAAGCAAUCCAACUAUGACACUGAUUUGUUCCAACCUCUGUUCAAAGCUAUUCAUAAGCUUUCUAGGAAUGUUCCAGUGUAUCGGGGACGAUUUGAGGAUGAGGAUGAAAUGGGGUUUGAUACAGGAUACAGAAUACUGGCAGAUCAUGCCCGAAUGAUGACGGUUGCUUUAGCAGAUGGCAUGUUUCCUGAUCAGAAUUAUAAACUACGCCGUGUUAUGAGAAAAGCAAUGUUGGUGUCACAACAGAAAUUUGGAGUUGAAAGUGGGCUUAUAACUGAAUUGACAAAUUAUGUGGCAGAUUCUCUAGGAGAAACAUAUCCAGAAAUUAGAAAUCGCCUGAAGCAGGUUCAGUUGAUUAUCAAUCAUGAAGAAGAAGUACUCCGUUUGCUUCGAUUAGAAGCUGUAGACAAGUGGCACAAAAUACUCUCUGUGAAACCUGAGCUCUGUAAUUUGGAUAUACUAGAGAUGCCAGGUCUUAUAGCAGGGUAUCAUGAACUUAAAGCAUACAUUUCACUGACAGGAUCAGAUACCACAAAAGCAUCUACCAUGCCAUCUGCAGGAGCCAAGUUAGAAGAAAGUUAUACAAAUAAGUUGAUGGAGGAAAAUAUAGAAUUAUGUGAAAACAACAAAGAUUCACCUGGUGUAAUGAUACCAGCUAAAUUAGCAUUUAAAUUGUAUGAUACUUAUGGUUUGGAAGAGACUGUUAUACAAGAACUGGCCAGAGUGGAAGGUUUCCAAAUUGAUGUGAAUGGAUUUAGGCAUUUAUUAAAUGUGGCCAGAGCCCAGACAAAGGAGAGUUUUAGAUCUGAUGCAGAAAAUGAACAGGUCCAGGAAAUAUUUAAUCAGCUUGUAAAGCUUGGUCUGGAUUUUACAGAAAACACUGAAAAAUAUAGUUAUGUUAAAGAAAAUGACAAAUAUGUAUUCCCUUCCAUGGAGUGUGAAGUGAAGGCUAUAAUUGUGAAUGGGAAAGUAGUGCCAAAGAUUGGGCAAGAUACACACUGCAGUGUUAUUUUAGACCGAAGUAAUUUCUACCAUAAAGCAGGUGGACAAGCCAGUGACACUGGGCAGUUAGUGACAAAUGAUGGAACACAAUUCCAUGUAACUGAUGUGACUAAUUCUGGAGGAUAUCUUCUGCAUCAUGGAUAUGUAACAAAAGGGAAUGGUGUUUGUAUUGGAGACACUGCAACAGUUGAAGUGAAUGGAGACCAUCGACUAGGCAAAAUGAGGAACCAUACUGCAACUCACCUGCUGAAUGCUGCCCUUCAUAAAACCCUUACUGUUACAUGCCAGAAAUCAAGCCGUGUGACAGAAUCUAACCUUGUAUUUGAGUUUUCUAUAUAUGGAGAGACACUUAACAUACAGAACAUCGUGCAGCUGGAAGAGAUGGUGCAGAAAUGUGUGCAAGCAGCUAUUCCUGUAAAACAGUACACUGUGUCAAGCAACCAAUUCUUCUCCCUUGAGAAUGUGACCCUUGUACCUGGAGAAGUGUACCCUGAGGAAGAAAUACGCGUUAUAGAAGUUGAAGCUGAUGGGUUGCUUACAUCAAGGGAGGCAUGUUGUGGUACUCAUGUAUUGAAUACGGGAGACAUCAGGGACUUCUGUGUUGUGGGGUUGAAGACUGCAGGCAGUGGAGUCCUUAGUCUGAAAGCUGUUACAGGCGACUAUGCCACAUCAGCACGCCAGCAUGGCCACCAUAUGGCUCAAGAAGUGGUGGCUCUUCAUGCUGAAGUGGAGGGCUUCAUUGGGUCUAAGAUGUCUGCACACCAGGCAGAGCAGUUGAAUGUGAAGCUGCAGGAAUUGAAGCAGAAGUUGGUUAGUGGUACCCAGAAUCUGCCUUACACUGUUCGUUCUGAGGAACUUUUGAAGAUCGAAAAUAUAAGCAAAAGGUUGAAAGAAAAUGCCCGAGGCAGUCUCAGAGAUGCACUGGAAACAGAAAUGCAGACCCUGUUGGCAACCAACCAGUCAUCAUUUCUCGUCCAUUUUCUACAGUGCUCUUCAACAACAGACACUGUUCCUCUCCAGAAGGCUACCAGGAUGUGCCCUCAUAUUCCUGUGCUGCUGCUGGCUCACAGUGAAGGCCUUAUCAAAGCAAGGUGUUGUGUUCCUGAGGCUCUGGUGUCACGCAAUUUCAGUGCUCAGCUUUGGAUGCAGUCUGUGCUGCAAGUGCUCAGAGCUCAGGGGGCAGCUCCAAGAGGCCAGAACCCAUGUCUUGUGUUCUAUAUGAAAGGCAAGAAGUUACCACCAGCUGAUUUCAAAACUUUGGUGAAGGAUGCUCUUCACAGUGCUUCAGAGUUUGCUAAACUCCAUCUUGGACCAGCUAAGACAUAAGCUCUGUCCUCAAGUACACAAGCCGUUAAUUGAGACUGGAAUAUAAAUGAACAACAUCAGCAUUAUUACAGUGUUCCAAAUACUGUUGAAGAAAAAGUUCCAGGCUGCUAACACUUUCAAGAUCAACCAGAAUACAUUUCCUGGUAAUAGGCAUAUUCUACAGUAUGCUGCUGCAGCAAAUGGGUUUUCUGCCAAAUCUGUCUCCUCAUUAGCAUCAUCACCUACAAACAUAAUAAAUGACAAAAUUAA
Messenger RNA from Cryptotermes secundus, 4121 nucleotides. It is a transcript of the gene AlaRS-m, whose product is annotated as alanine--tRNA ligase, mitochondrial. Bases 723 to 3872 code for a protein of 1049 amino acids. Gene Ontology annotation, biological process: alanyl-tRNA aminoacylation; tRNA modification. Lineage: Eukaryota; Metazoa; Arthropoda; Insecta; Blattodea; Kalotermitidae. The record is from RefSeq and is a predicted model, not a curated record. Gene Ontology annotation, molecular function: nucleic acid binding; amino acid binding; alanine-tRNA ligase activity. The transcript is spliced from 17 exons. Gene Ontology annotation, cellular component: mitochondrion; cytoplasm.